Pseudoliparis swirei is the source of this 662-nucleotide messenger RNA. It is a transcript of the gene rnaseh2c, whose product is annotated as ribonuclease H2, subunit C. Gene Ontology annotation, biological process: RNA catabolic process. Bases 81 to 491 code for a protein of 136 amino acids. Lineage: Eukaryota; Metazoa; Chordata; Actinopteri; Perciformes; Liparidae. Gene Ontology annotation, cellular component: ribonuclease H2 complex. The transcript is spliced from 5 exons. The record is from RefSeq and is a predicted model, not a curated record.
CGCGCUGCGACUGGUGCAAACCGGAAAAAGUACAAUUGUAUAUUUUAUUUCAGAAAAGCGUUUGGAAAAGUGCUUAAAGGAUGUCUUGUAACACCAGGGUUACUCGUGUUCAGGUAUCAUCUGUGGGUGAGGCCCAGCGAGUCCCAGUUCACCUCAUGCCCUGUGAGAUUGAACACAAUGGGCCGGCCCAGGUCUCCAGAUACCUCACUGCUACCACGAAAGACUGCAAACUAGAAAAGACCGUGUCAUUUCGAGGACGUGGAUUGAAAGGGCAGGAGCUCAGCUGUCCACAGGGCUACACUGGCUUGGUGAUGAAAGAGAUCAACAAGUCCAGCUCUGACCAAGAGGACCGGACAUUGACGGUAUCCUCUGUGUUUGACAAGCUGACCUACUGGAACCUGGAGACGCUGCCAAACUCUGACGACACGGUCGUGAUGGCGAUGGAUUGGCCUGAGUUGGCCGAGGCGAUCCACGGCCCAGUCGAAGACUGAAGAGAGAAAACAACCGUCUGCUCCGAGGUUACCAGUGGAACAUGGUUUGCUGGCUGCAGUCAGACAAAGAAAUGCUCACGAGUUCCGCGGUACUGUUGCAGAGUAAUAGACGUGAUGUUUAUAUUUUUGUAUGUUCUUUUGUCGUGAAAUAAAAAUGUUUGAAAUAAGUGA